UAGCGACACAGAGUGGAAACGGAAGUUAGUCUUUGUUAAAGAUGGCAACCCCUUAUGUGACAGAUGAGUCUGGUAAAUAUAUCGGCGCCUCGCAGCGUCCGGACGGCUCGUGGAGGAGACCACGGCGGGUGAAGGACGGAUACGUCCCGCAGGAGGAGGUCCCGGUCUAUGAGAACAAGUACGUCAAGUUCCUCAAGAGCAAACCUGAGCUGCCCCCCGGCAUGAGCCCCGAGGACGAGACACAGAGCGACGUCGCAGGACUCUCCAAAACCGCCAAACGCAACAUGAAGCGCAAAGAGAAGCGCAAGCAGCAGCAGAGCCAGAGCCCCGAGGAGGACGUGAGCUCAGAGCUGGAGCACAUGAACCUCACCGCAGACGAUCAGACCACAAGCGACCCGACAGAGAGAGCCAAGAAGAUGAAGAACCUGCGGAAGAAGCUGCGACAGGUGGAGGAUCUCCAGCAGAAACUGGAUUCUGGAGAGCUGAAGACCCCCAGCAAGGAGCAGCUGGACAAACUGAGCCGGGGCCAGGCCUUACGUGACGAGCUGAGACUGCUGGAGGCAGAUCUGGGAGAUCUGUGACUGUUUCUACAUCAGUCCAAACUCAUUCUAGUCUUUUAUACAUCAUAAAGAAACAUGGUG
Messenger RNA from Carassius carassius (crucian carp), 641 nucleotides. Its product is annotated as partner of Y14 and mago B-like. Gene Ontology annotation, biological process: exon-exon junction complex disassembly. The transcript has 3 exons. The coding region runs from base 42 to 581 and encodes 179 amino acids. NCBI's taxonomy places the organism in Eukaryota, Metazoa, Chordata, Actinopteri, Cypriniformes, Cyprinidae. The record is from RefSeq and is a predicted model, not a curated record. Gene Ontology annotation, molecular function: RNA binding. Gene Ontology annotation, cellular component: cytoplasm; exon-exon junction complex.